This is a messenger RNA of Cheilinus undulatus (humphead wrasse), 3821 nucleotides long. It is a transcript of the gene acbd3, whose product is annotated as acyl-Coenzyme A binding domain containing 3. The record is from RefSeq and is a predicted model, not a curated record. Bases 38 to 1669 code for a protein of 543 amino acids. Gene Ontology annotation, cellular component: Golgi membrane. Lineage: Eukaryota; Metazoa; Chordata; Actinopteri; Labriformes; Labridae. The transcript has 8 exons. Gene Ontology annotation, molecular function: fatty-acyl-CoA binding.
GGAAGUAGGUACGUGGCCGCUUCAGCUGACAGUCUACAUGAUGGCGACAGAGGUUCAGAGCGGCGACCUCGACAGUGCUACUUCUAGCCGGCUCGAAGUUUCUAUCGACGGGCUCACCCUAAGUCCCGACCCGGAGGGCGAGCAAGCCCCAGUGGAAGAGCCGGAGCCCAACCCCGAGGAACCAAGCACCGAUACACCGGGCGCCGCUGAAGGCGAAGAUGGAGAGUCUGCCAAAUCUACGAUAGAGAGCAAAUGGGGCUUUUCGUUGCAAGAGCUGUACGGAAUGGGCCUUAAAUUCUUCAAAGAGAAAGAUGGCAAGGCUUUCCACCCCACCUAUGAGGAGAAGCUUCGAUUGGUAGCUCUGCAUAAACAGGUGUUACUGGGCCCUUACAAUCCAGAUGCUUCACCAGAGGUUGGCUUCUUUGAUGUGCUGGGCAAUGACCGCAGAAAAGAGUGGGCCUCCCUGGGCAACAUGGAGAAGGAGGAGGCCAUGGUGGAGUUUGUCAAGCUGUUGAACAAGUGCUGUAACCUCUUUGCUCCCUAUGUCACCUCACACAAGAUUGAAAGAGAAGAACAGGAGAGGAAAAGGAGAGAAGAAGAAGAGCGACUGCGGCUGGAGGAGGAGGAGAGGGAGCGACAAAGGCAGGAGGAGGAAAGACGGAGGCUGGAGGAGGAGGAGAGGCUGAGAAGGGAGGAGGAGGAGAGGAGACAGGCAGAGGAAGAAAGGCUACGGGUUGAGCAGCAGAAACAGCAGAUCAUGGCAGCGUUGAAUGCACAGACAGCAGUGCAGUUCCAGCAGUAUGCUGCUCAGCAGUACCCAAACAGCCCAGAGCAACAGCUGGGUCUCAUCCGACAGCUCCAGGAGCAGCACUACCAGCAGUACAUGCAGCAGCUCUACCAAGUCCAGCUGGCCCAACAACAGGCGGCCUUACAGAAGCAGCAGCAGGCUGAUUCCAUGGUGCAGGGCACUGUAGACUCAAACAGUUUUGUCAGUGUUGAACCCAUUGCCGCCUCAGCCACAGGGCCGUUGAGUGCAGCUUCACCACCCACAGGAGAAGAACUUCCCACAGUCAAUGGAGGCCAGUCAGACUCCUACUCAGAGAGCAUGGACCGUGAGCCUGAGCCUGAGCCGGCAGAGGAGGUCUCAGAAAACGGGCCUUUAUUAGCAGACUCCCCACCAGUCAUAGCCGCUCCCUCCAUGUGGACACGGCCACAGAUUAAGGACUUUAAGGAGAAAAUCCGUCAGGAUGCAGACAGUGUGAUCACAGUGGGACGUGGCGAGGUGGUUACAGUCCGUGUGCCCACCCAUGAGGAAGGAUCUUACCUUUUCUGGGAGUUUGCCACAGACUAUUAUGACAUCGGCUUCGGAGUCUUCUUUGAGUGGACAGAUGCUGCUUCUGCUUCAGUCAGUGUGCAUGUGUCGGAGUCCAGCGACGACGACGAGGAUGAUGAAGGUGAUCCUCCCAACGAGGAGGAGAAGGCAAAGAAGGAGGCAGGUAAGCCCCAGGUGGAUGAGAUUGUGCCGGUGUACCGGCGGGACUGUCACGAGGAGGUGUACGCCGGCAGCCAUCAGUACCCUGGCCGUGGAGUCUACCUGCUCAAGUUUGACAACUCCUAUUCACUUUGGCGCUCCAAGAGUGUCUACUACAGAGUCUACUACACCAGAUAAGCCUGAAUACAGACACAGGGGGAGCCAAGGAGCGUGCGUGUUCAUAUAUAUAUGUAUGUGUGAGUGUAGGUGAUUUGUUUGAUGGCAGCCUGUGUGUAUGUGUGUGCCUGCGUGAAUGAGGGGGAGUGAUACCAGAUGUAUUCUGGACAAAACCACCAGAGGGUGACAAAGAGACACAUUUGGAGCCUAAGUCUGGAGAUUGGACUAAAAUGUGUGUUCUAUGUGUGUAUGCGCAUUUCAACAUACACCCAUGCUAGAGCCUGUCAUCAAGCUUUUGGAAGAGGAGUGUGUAUUCUGUUGUGUAUUCACCGCCUGUCCUUGCUGCGCUCACAUAGACCAAGCUGUAGGACUUUUUGCUCUCAUAAUGUAUUUUUACCUCUCUUCACCCUGGGCUCCUCUGUUGUCACUGCUCCAGCCCGAUCACUGUCCAACGUGGCCUUGUGGCUGCUUCUGCCCUGAGGGAUGCUUUCAUAACCGUGAGAGGAAACCUGGCGAUGAGUCCAGCACUGUGUGAGCUGACGUUUCCUGUUUGGUGGCUCUUUGUACCACAUAGAACACAAUGUUGAAAAUCAAAUUAUACUGCAAAUGUUCUUUAUAACACAAUGCCUCUGUUCCAUAGAGAUCAUCUUGUCUUGGCCAAGUCUCACAAACACAUUUUAAACAUCAUCUGAAACAAACAUAGUCAUCUUUUUGUUGUUAACACAGUUGUCUGUUAUUUCCUCCAAAGUCACCAUGCAUAGAUAGAGCUAAGAGUGUGCUUAGUGAAGUUUUUAUGGCUUAUUCCUACACAUCAACGCUUUACACAUUUUUCUUUAUACAGUCUGAUUACCACAGUGCACUGGUGCAGUCUUUUUUUGUUGUUGCAAAAUUCAUGAAGGACAUGGUUUAGGAUGAACCCCAAAUGAAGACAUAAGUAUAUAAACAAAAUGGAAAAGUUAGAAAAUAAGAACAACAAAUAAUUCCUUGUUUUCCUGUUCUACUACAGAUAUCCUUUGUACCUUUUGAUGCUCUUUUCAGGGCGCAGUUGCCUCAAUAUAUCUGUACAACACUCUCCGUGUUCUUUAAUUUAUUCCAUAUGAUGAAUACUGGUACAUAACAUUUUAUAGCUACUUACCUUGCCCUUCAACUCCAAUGAUUUAAUAAGCAGAAGCCAGUAUUGAGACAGAUGUAUGUCAAUAUUACCUUGGAGUUUUUUUUGUAGUUAUUGUUCUGUGUUUAGACACCUAACAAUAAUACAGAUUUCAUGUUUUAAGGUCAUAAGAUAUUGUUACACCUCUGCAGCUCCCAUGCGUCAAAACAUUUACACAAAAUACACUGUUGAUGCUGUUGAGUCAUUUUCUUUCUGUAAUGAAUGAACUCAUUGUCAUCUCAUUUAUCAUAAAUAAACCGAGAUGAUAUAGACAUGUUUUUGUGACGUGGUUGCUUACUGACAUCUAAGUGUGUUUAACUUUUAAUUUGUUGCCAUGACUCAGAUCUGUUGUUGUUCAGUUUCACAUGCUUUGUGUACAAAACACCCAGGUGCAUUAUGAGCAUUGUGUUCAGUAGGCGUCAGACAUUUGGUUUCACUUAAUCACUCAUUGGGUUGUAUUUGUACAUUUUUCAUGUGUGUAUGCAAGCAAACUUGUAAGUCACCGAGGUGGAAUAACCUGCAAGAUGAGUAAUCUAUUAAUGACCUUGUUAAGUGUUAAUUCAUCAUAUUAUUUAAUUACAGGCCACUCCUGCUUUCUUUCCAUUCUCUUCUACAAAAUGUCACUACCGAUGGCUGAACUAAGCCAUAAUGAUUCAACAAGUAACCAUUUGUUUGGAUGUUUAUUUUAUCUUAUUGCUCAUCAGAUGGUUUGAGCAGACAUGUUCAAGCCUUGUAUGUAAAUAAUUCUAUAAAUGAGUUUAUGUAUGGGUUUUCAAAUGUGGAAGAAGGCUAUGGAUUUUGAGAAUAAAUGCACUGUACAAUAUGGUGAAUGAGAUUUAUGUAUACAUUUUACCCCAAAUAAAAGUCCAGAACUUGUGGGAGGUAUGAAACUGUCAACUAUUGACAAGACAGAGAAAGUUCAUCUUUUUGUAUUGUUUUGACCUGUUUGGAUCUCUUAUGAGUUGCAAGAUUCCUUUUUGGGCAUAUAUUUAAUCUUGAUUAAACUUAUGUUCAUCUCUACAA